CUUCCUUUCUUUUUCUAUCUGUCUUCAUUGUUGUUGUUGUUGUGUUUUUUGUUUGUUUUUGUCAUUCCUCAGUGGCCCAUCUUGGCUGAGAGUGCCCAGCCAGAAGAAAGACUAUUGUAGAGCCGUGACAGUGGUGUCAUUUGCCCCCUAUUUUCUUUAUGCGUGUCCCCGUUUCGGUGUUAACCUCCCCACGUGUUUCCACGUCUGGGACUCUCCGUCCUCAGGGAGUGACCACCUUGCUUUCCUUCUUUUUUGUUUUCCUAGCCUCUAUCUCUACUCAGUGUUUUUGUUGUCUUGUUCUAUUGGUUGUAUUGUUUAGAACAUGCUUUUUGAUACACAUUUGGGAAAUAAUUUUAAUUUCUAAAAUUUGCAAAACUUAAAAUUAGUACAAAAACAUCCAUAUGCUGUGUAGGUAGAUUUUCCUGUUUUAACAUUUUAUCCCAUUUGUGUUCAGUUCCCCUACCUGCCAUAAUUUGUGUGUAUACACGUGUGUGUGCGCGUGUGUGUGUGUGUGCAUGCGGGAGUGUAUGCAUGUGUGUGUGUUCGUGAUUGGGGAUGAAAUCCAACGCUUUCUAUAUGCUGAGUAAGCAGUCUACCACUGAACAACAUUCCCAGUCCUUAAUAUGUUUUGUUUAUUUCUUUUCUGAACUAUUUUGAGGUAAGUUAUGCUAUAUAUUUUUAUUCCUAAACACUUCGACCUGUAUUUCCUAAGGUUAGGAACCAGAUAUUGUUUCUAACUGCUGCUGCUCUUUUAGGCAAGUGGCUUCCUCCAUCCUACUCCCCUCGUUGUAAGGCGGUGUGCUGAUGAGACUGUGGACUCUAGGACCGCUUUGUCUCUCUCUGCCUUCCUUUCCUGUAUAACAGCUUGGCGCCUUAGUAGGACGUAGAAUAAGAGUAAAAGAUAAUUGUGACCCUUGGAAGAGAAGAUUCAGGUGCCCCAUUCUGGAUCAUCGAGGUCCAUCAAUUUAGAUACACAGAAUUGCUUUGGGUGUAAAUGGCAAUGUUUACACACUGACCACAAAAGAAAAUCCCAUCCUAAAUUCCCAACUAUGACCGUCUGUAGAAGCUGUCUGAGCAUUUAUUCCCAGCUACCUGAACAUCUGAAGGAAUGAGGGAACCUAAUUUUCCUCCUGUCCCUCCCCAUGGUUGGCUUAGACUGCUGGAAUGUCGACAGUGUAAACCAAACUUUAAUAUUUUGGUGGCUCUGAAGUUGUUGACCAUGUCAUCUGGGUCACCAUGGGGUCAGGUUACAUGGUUUUGAAUCCCCUUUUCCAUCACAAAAGCCUCUGCCACUUGGCUUUUCUGCACUGUUUCUUCAGACUGAGUGAGAGUGUAUGGAUGGAUGUCUUCCUGGCUACAAUGUAGCAGUUUACAUGUGAAAGGCGCAUAGAUGUGAGUUAUAUGCACAGGGUUCAAGUGACUUGGGAGUGUUUUUAUUACAAACUAGGUACAUAGAAUUCUUGUAAAGGGGGCCCAAUACGUCGGGAGGGAAGUUGGGAAGGCUGUAGUAGUGUCUUUGUUGUUUUGAAAACACGACCCUGUUUUGAUUUAGCGACCAGAGAGUCUGUGGGAACUAGGACUUUCCAUGGUUUGCUAAAAAGGUUUGUGGCAUGGUCUUGUUCCUGUGUUGUUGCUGAUGGCUCAAACAGGAGAUACCUCUCUCACAGUGGUUGGUCACUACAUAAAUGUGUCUUUCUCUCAUUUGUUCCCCACCUGCCUUUCGAGCCCUUUUCUCGGACAGUUGACCACAGCAUGUUUGAGAAUCUGAACACAGCUCUCACUCCAAAGCUUCAGUCCAGCCGUUCCUUCCCGCACCUGUCCAGAUCUGUGGCCCCAAACUCCAUCACCCCUGGCUCUGCAGAGCCAGGAGGACCAGGACUGAGGGUGGGCAGCAGUCAGCACCUUAAGAACCUGGGCAAAGCCAUGGGGGCCAAGGUCAAUGACCUCCUGCGAAGAAAGGAGUCCUCAAGCCUGGGCAAUGUGGGUGUGACGGAGAUUAACAAGACCGCUGGGGCCCAGCUGGCUGGUGGGGAAGAUGUGGCCUGUGGAACCUGGUUGGAGGAUGAAAGGUCUGUCCAAGAAGCCUUCCCUCUACUGGAUCCUCCACCUCCCAUAACCCGGAAGCGAACCCCUCGGGCCCUGAAGACCACCCAGGACAUGCUGAUCUCAUCGCAGCCUGUCCUAAGCAGUCUCGAAUAUGGGACGGAAUUGUCACCUGAGCAGGCCCAGGACUCUCCCCCCACUGCUGGGACUGUCUCUGCAGAUACCUCACGGCCAGAGUCUAUCAGUGAAGUGGGAGAUAGGGGAGAGGCUCUGCCUAACGGGGAGGUGUCCCUGUUGGUGCCUGACCUGAUACACAAGAGCAACCAGGAGGAAUCCAAGCUGAAAGCGAGCGAGUGCAGAAAAGCCUCCUCCCCUGCUCCCAUUGAGAGGAACGGCCUCAAACUCAGCUUGAGCCCCAUCAGCCUGGCCGAGUCCUGGGAGAACAACAGCCCACCUCCACAGGCACGGACCUCCAGCCUUGACAAUGAGGGUCUUCACCCAGACCUGCUGUCCUUCGAGUAGGGCAUCUUGUCUUCCCUGCUGAACAUGUUCCUCACUGUGUCCUCCACUGCACACAGGUCCUUUGUCCCAGCUCUGCCACGCCCUCAUCUUCCUUGUGGAAGGCAGAGCAGAGCCCCCUCUCUACCCGAGGGGUUGCGGGACCAGAUGGCCACAAGUAGUCCCAGUUAAGGAGUCUGCAGAAUGGCAAAGGAUGUGGGCGGCCUCUCCGAGCCUACUUCUCUGUAAGAGCUUCUGGCUGCUGCUGGGACUCAUUCACUCUCAGGCUUGCCCCAGCUUCCUACUGAAUUACAGGGCCACCAGCCUAGGAGGAUGGGUCUGGCAGGAAUUCUCUUUGCCUGUCAGAUCAGAUAUGCUAUCUGUUCUUUCAUCCCCACCCCAAUCCCUGAUUCUGCCCCUUUCAUCCGUAAUGGUGCCAGGACUUGAUGGCAAUACUGCUAGGGAAGAAUGGUAGGUUUGGCUUGAUGAUGGGAUCAGGCCUGACUACAACCUUAUCAUAGAAUAGCUCCUUCAGUCUCUAGGCCAUCUGGACCCCUAGCCACCAUCUUUCCUCUGUUUCUGGGUUAGGGCUAGAGGAGGUUCUUCCCAGGCUUGGGGCCUUGAGGACUACCUCACAGGUUGAACCUUGUCACCAGGGUCCCCAGGGUUUUCAUCCAGUUAGAUGUAGCCCCACCUCUCUGGAUAGAUACUUAGGAAAAUGGUAGGGGCAGUUGUGCUGGGGUUUCUUACUGUGUGUGUGUGAAGAUGGGGGUGGGCAGGCCCCUGCAGAAGCAGCAGAGAGUGUUCUGAUGUUCAAAAGGAGAGCUUAGGAACAUGGACUGGGCCUACAAGAGCCAAGAGCAGAGAUCACAGAGAAGAGUGAAGUCAGGACUGAGAAGAGGAUCACUGAGAAUCAGGGCAGCUUCUCAGGCCACUCCACACCCAGGAGAAGGCAGUGCCGGGGCCUGGGAAGAGUGUGUGUGGGAGCCAGGGUGGAGCAUGUGAGAGACUGGAAUGUGCUGAGGGUUGUGGAGGCAAAGCAGAUGCUGGUAAGUGAGUGUGCUGCUUCAUGCUUGUGCUGAGGUUGCCUAAAUUUCCUGCAGCCCCAGGCCUGCCCAGAGAUACCCAAGCUGUUGUCCUCUAUCCAAGUAAGAGCGAUCUUCCUCUGCUUCUGCCCGCAGGAUCUGGGUAAGGAACCAACAAGGCUUAUCAACCCUUGACCAGCUCCUGCCUUCCAGGUUAACUUGCUUUGUAUUCCUUUCUCCCUCCAGGGGCCCUAUCGUGCUGUCUUCCCGUGGCCUGGAGGCUCUGUAGUAACCCCAGCCACAAGGGUCUUUGUAGCCAGAAGAGAACAUCCCUAUUCUUGAACAAGGAGGUCAGAGCCCCACAAGAAGGCUGGGGAUGGUGCAUCGAGCCAGGGCAGGCCAUGUAGCAGUUUUCUCUACUCUCUGUGGUCCUCCCUUUUCCGCUUGCUUUGCUUCACAUCUGUGAGAUUGGACACAUGGGUCUCACUUCCCAGUUCAACAUCACCAAUGGGCUGCCCUCCUCCCAACCAACAGAGAUCUGAGCUAACUCCUGCAGAACCAGAAGAGGAGUCCUCAGCAGGAUCCCUGGGAUGAGGUUUCCCUUCUCAAAUACUUGCUUACUACAGCUGUAUGGCUUCAGCCAUCUCUUCCCUCUGACCCAUCCCAUGCUCCCUACAAAGUCUUAUCUUUUCCUCUCAGAUAAGAACCCAUGUAGCCAGGCAUCUGAAGGCCCUGGUGGGGUUUACAGGACUGUUAACACAUAAGUAGCACGUGUGCCUUGCUUCAAGAACAUCCCAAAGUUGUGAUAUCUGACCCUGAAGUCAGAGAAGUCCUUAGAACUACCAUUUGAGGACCUAUGAAUUUUCCCAGAAUAAUUUGUGAUUAUCCAAAACAGAUAUUUCAGGCUGUGGGGUGGGAAGUCUAAGCAUGCGCCAGAAAGCAAGUCCAGUGUAAUCUGAGCUCUCCAUUCCAGAAUCUUGGUUUGUUCCUCUGAUGAGAAGCUCAGCCAGUAGCUGCCCAAUGGAGCUGUUCCUCCCACGAAGUGAUAAGGUUGCCUAAGACCAACAACAUGAGGCUUGGCUUGCCUAAGCACUCAGGCUACUGCUGGAGUCCUGGCCCUCGGGCCCAGGAUUAGCCCAGAGAUCCUACCAUAUUGUCCCAAGACCCCUGUAAAGGAAACUUCCGAGAACUUUAGAUGGUGUUUGAUGUUGAAUUAGGUGCCAUGGAUGUCUACACAACUCCUAGGGGCUUGGCCAUCUCCCUGCUACAGAAGUGAUGCUGCUACCUCAGGAGGUCAUUUGAGACUGAGCCUUGUCUUAGAUGCUGCAGAUAUGGCCUGGUGCUAGGGGCUACGUGCUUCCCAGGGACCAGCAGGAACAAAUCCUCUUGAGGGCUUUGACUUACACCAGUUCUUCCAUCUAGGGCCGCGACAGGCUCGCCAACCAUCUCAGCAGUCUGGUCUGCAGCACGGCAGCCUUCACCAUGCAUCAAGAUCCCCUGGUGGCUUAGUUUUUGCGUAGCUUGAUCUGCAUGGGGGUGAGGGUGGGCUAAUGGAGAAGAAAGAAGGAUAUGAUUUCUAUAUUUAAAGAAACUGGGGUCUUGGAGCCUUUUCUUCCACUUCUUUCAAGCCCCAUCAUAUACCCCUAUUCAGCCCAUAACUUUACCCUGGUAGAGCGAUCACAAAAUAAGCUUCCAAAAGCCUGGAGAGAAGGUAUCUCCUCCCCUGUCCCAGCCCACUCUUCUCUCUAGAAAUGUAUCUGUGAAUGUUCUGUAUCUGGGAGAUAUGAAGACAUGUGUUUCGAAUCCAUCAUCUUUUACAGAGCAGGGUUGGUCCCUGUUUGGAAGAACAAGAUUAUAGUUCUAUUCUGGGUAUUUUUUUAGAGAGUUCAUAUUUAUAUUUUUAGAGAUUUUUGUCUUGUAGAAGGAAAUUACAUAAUAAAAUGGUAACGUGUUUU
Messenger RNA from Myodes glareolus (Bank vole), 5521 nucleotides. It is a transcript of the gene C5H1orf226, whose product is annotated as chromosome 5 C1orf226 homolog. Gene Ontology annotation, molecular function: nitric-oxide synthase binding. Lineage: Eukaryota; Metazoa; Chordata; Mammalia; Rodentia; Cricetidae. The record is from RefSeq and is a predicted model, not a curated record.